CGUACCUCUCGCAUGCUAAGCGAGCGCUCUACCAUCUGAGCUACAUCCCCAUUGUGAUUAGUUUAGGCUAAUAUCUAUACUCCUCUCUUUUGUUCUUGUUUUCUUUUCAACCUGCAAGGCCCCCUCGGAGUAUACUAAAUUUAGACUGUAAUUUUCUGAAGCUCUCCUCCAAAUAUUCCAUAUCUUGUACCGGUUUGCAACAAUCGAAGCUCGACCAAAAUCGAAAUGUUAAAACGAUUACUAUUCCAGGCUUCAACUCAGCGUCGUUCGCUGUUUGGUGCUUCCGCACCACUCUCACGGUGUCGUCAAUAUUCUUCUUCUCCUGCAUCAACUUCCCAAUCUUCUAACAGUACUUCUGUCGAACACUUGGAGGACAGAGAAGUUAGUACUACUCCCCCUUCUGCAGCAAUCUCCAUUGACCGAUCCGGCUUAUAUAAUCCUCCCGAGCAUUCCCAUGAACCGUCAUCGGGUACCGAGCUUGUUAAGCAUCUUAAGAGCAUCAUCAAGUUCAGAGGCGGGCCCAUCUCAGUUGCCGAAUAUAUGGAGGAAGUCUUGACUAACCCAAAGGCAGGAUUCUAUAUUAAUCGCGAUGUGUUUGGCGCAGAAGGUGAUUUUAUUACCUCUCCUGAAGUAAGCCAGAUGUUUGGAGAGAUGGUUGGUGUUUGGGCCAUGUGUCUUUGGGAGCAAAUGGGGCAACCGAAAAAAAUAAAUCUUGUAGAGCUGGGACCAGGACGAGGAACUCUCUUAGCUGAUCUUCUACGCGUACAGUCCCAUUGAUAUACAUCCUCU
This is a messenger RNA of Solanum stenotomum, 789 nucleotides long. RefSeq lists its product as uncharacterized. The record is from RefSeq and is a predicted model, not a curated record. The coding region runs from base 226 to 777 and encodes 183 amino acids. Gene Ontology annotation, molecular function: protein-arginine omega-N symmetric methyltransferase activity. Gene Ontology annotation, biological process: mitochondrial respiratory chain complex I assembly. NCBI's taxonomy places the organism in Eukaryota, Viridiplantae, Streptophyta, Magnoliopsida, Solanales, Solanaceae. Gene Ontology annotation, cellular component: mitochondrion. The transcript is spliced from 4 exons.